AUGACGUCCUUACUCAGCUCGCACCUCGAGCAAAUCAGCCUGUGCAGCCAGUCCAUCGCCGACUUGUCCUUUCCCGGCCCGAAAGCUUUCACCAACGCCCUCCUCUCCCCCCACCACGACAUCACCGCUCUCAUCCGCGACACCGAACCACACGAGCGAGCCCUUUUCCAACUCGCUCCACCUGCCCUGCCCACCAGAGCCGCUGACUUCACUUCGUCCGUGAUAAGCGGAGCAUCCACACGACGCGCAACAGCACACCUCGCCAGGCAUCAACCACGCAGUCGAGCCGUAGCUGCGGUUCUGGGUGGCGAGCUCUACCAGAAGACGCGCCGGGUGGGUGCGGAGGGCGAUGCUACAUUGCAGCAGAAAGGUGAGCUAGACGUCGAGCUGCUUCUGGAAGGCGCAGCGAAGCUGGCUGCCGUCUACCCCAUCGCUGGCGCAACAGAGCGCAUAUCGGUCUUACGGCAACGGCAUCAGCAGCUCGCCGCGAGUAUCGCACACUACCAGGACCGCGUGACACGGAAUGCGCAGGAACUUCAGCUCAUGACUCGUCCGGGCAGUCGGGGUGGGUAUGCAGCCGAAGGGGAUGCGGGAGAUCAAGACGUAGAGGGUGAGUUCGCGACGGAAAAGGUGGAUAUUGCGACAAAGUUGGAUCUGGAGCGGGAGGAGGAAGAGGUGCGGGAGUUGGAGCGGAAGAAGAAGGCGCUCGAGGAUAGGGUGACUGGGAUGGAGCGGGAUUUGGGCGGACUGAUAAGGUGA
This is a messenger RNA of Baudoinia panamericana UAMH 10762, 759 nucleotides long. RefSeq lists its product as uncharacterized. The transcript has a single exon. Gene Ontology annotation, biological process: attachment of spindle microtubules to kinetochore. Gene Ontology annotation, cellular component: spindle microtubule; DASH complex. NCBI's taxonomy places the organism in Eukaryota, Fungi, Ascomycota, Dothideomycetes, Mycosphaerellales, Teratosphaeriaceae. The record is from RefSeq and is a predicted model, not a curated record. The coding region runs from base 1 to 759 and encodes 252 amino acids.